AUGGAAGAAUCGGUGGAAGCGAUGUUGGAAAAUUUAUCGUUGGAUGAUACGACAAAAAAAAUGCUAGAUAAUAUGACCGAAUGGGAAAAUCUAGGACAAAGUGUUAUCAUGGGCAAGAGAACGAUGAUAGAAUUGGAUGAGCGGCGCCAGAAAUGUCGCGAAGCAUUGAGACAAUUGCGCAAUAAAACAAAAAAUAAUGCAAAGAAGAAAAGUAAGGAUUGGAUAUGCUUUGGAAGCACCACAUUUCUCAAGGUUACAACCGACCAGGCAAAGCAAAUGAUUGAAGAUGACAUGAAAAUUAUUGACGUGUCACUUGAAACAGCUCGAAAAGAGAUCAAGAACAAAGUGAAUAAAUUGAAGGACAUGGAGAAUUGCAAGAAUCUUGAAGAUCUUGGUUUCAAUUUGGAUCCAGUUGUUUGAAUUAUCGUUGUCCUAUUCAGGCAGGUCUUUCUUUAUUCGAUUUUAUUUGUAAGAAAAGACUAGAAAUUUAUGUGGGGUGAACAAGAAUGUGAUCCAAUAAAUGGGUUCGCACUGUUUUCAUAGUUGCUAAAAGAUGCUUAUCAUUUUACAAGGACUGAGUUAGUGCCACAAAAACCUGAGACCUGGUAGGAAACGGAGCAGUGUUCUGCCUUCGUUACCAGUAAUAAGAAGUAUCAGAUUGAAAAGUAGUGAAAUCUGGUUAAAAAAAAUGAAACAUUACCGGUAGCUUGUUCUGGACCCCAAAAACCUGACAUUUGGAAUGGUUCGGAUGAACUAGCUGAGAUAGCAUAUUGUACGACACGUCUAUCUGUAGUGCAGUGCGUUUCUUGCACACGUUUUUGUCGUGGACCGCAAUUCAUGCUACUUAAUGGUGGUGCCCACAUCUAAAGAAAUCACCAAACAUUCGUUCAUCUACUUUAAAUAUUUCCAUCAUAAAAUAUGCUUGAUUUAUGUAGGAUUAAAGUUAAUUACUUUCAACUAUCACAUUAAUACUAAGCAGUUCAUUCGUCUUCUACAGCUCGUCUUUAGAUAAUAUAACUCUGUCAACGAAUCUCUGGAAGC
Molecule: messenger RNA, 1041 nt
Organism: Loa loa (African eye worm)
Lineage: Eukaryota; Metazoa; Nematoda; Chromadorea; Rhabditida; Onchocercidae
Exons: 2
Coding region: 1-420 (139 amino acids)
Source: RefSeq, a predicted model, not a curated record